This is a messenger RNA of Entamoeba invadens IP1, 1896 nucleotides long. RefSeq lists its product as hypothetical. The transcript has a single exon. The record is from RefSeq and is a predicted model, not a curated record. Gene Ontology annotation, cellular component: cytoplasm. Lineage: Eukaryota; Evosea; Mastigamoebida; Endamoebidae. Bases 1 to 1896 code for a protein of 631 amino acids. Gene Ontology annotation, biological process: protein autophosphorylation. Gene Ontology annotation, molecular function: protein serine/threonine kinase activity; ATP binding.
AUGCCAACAAUCAGUUAUACACUUCGUGAUGCGAUCGCUAACAAAAAACUUUCAUUGGACAACCCACCUCAUUUGCCUCAUAUAGAAUCUUUCAUAUUCGACAUUCUGAAUUUGUUUAUUACAAAAGACUUACCCAAAGUAACUUUGGAAGAUUUCUAUGUAUAUGAUGAACGGGGGAAGAUAAGCACAUUUGGAGAUAUCUAUUUUUGGUUCGAUGUUUGCGCACCGAACAUCACUUAUUUUGUCUCGGAGAAGUCGGCUAUAAUGUCGGAGGGAGUUCGAUAUUGGCUCGACCUGAAGAAAAAACAGAACGUGCAAAAGGCGACGAUAACUGAUCUCCAUAAUGUGCUCAAUCAAUUUUUAGAAGAGGUUGGGUAUACGGGUGACAACAAUUUUAGUGUUGGAAAUUUUCUCAUUGCAUUGAACUCGAUGACCCAAUUCACUGAAAUAGAACACAAUGAGUAUUACAACCAUUGCAAAUCAGUUAAACUUGGCGACGAAAUUGAUGUGACUGAGUUGUACCUUUAUGUAAACAACACCCCCAUUCAGUUCGACAAAUUUAAGUUUGUUGAGAUAAAAAAGAACAACGUCAAAGUUCCAAUGGUAUGUUUGAAGAGUGACACAAAUUGCUUUGCUGAGUUGCUAGGGAGUGGGUCUUAUGGGAAAGUGUUGAAAGGGAAAUACAUUUCUCGUGAUGGUUCAACCCAUGAAGGUGUAGACGUAGCAAUUAAAUGGUUUAUUCCACAGAAAUAUGGUAAUGUGUAUGGGCAAUAUUUUUAUCUUCGUGAAGUGAGGAUGUUGAGCAGUUUAAAGCGUGAGCCAAAUAUUGCAGAAAUCAUUGGUAAAAAUGAUGAGAACGGACUUAUUGUUCAACGGCUGUAUAAACAAACAUUAAGGUCAUUUAUUCAAGGCCAAAAACAAACAGUGUUUAGUUCUUUUGAUACGAGUCGGGAUGCACUUGUGUAUAUUAUGGAUAUAGUGAAUGCAGUUUUAAACUUCAAGGAAGUUGGAUUGUUUCAUCGUGACUACAAGAUGGAGAAUACAUUUUUGUUGGACGAUAGAGCAUACAUGGGAGACUUUGGGUCUGGUGUUGUUCUGUCACUAACAAACACUGGCAAUACUAGUUUGGGAACAAUUGGAAACUUUCCACCAAACUACUAUAUAGAAAAGGACAGACAAAGAAUAGACACUUAUAGUGUUGCUGUGUUGUUAUCGAAUUUCUUUUUCACCCAAACGAAUUCAACAAGUGGUCUUGUCAUAAAAGCAUACCAAAAAUAUGGAAAUCCAGAUACAUUUGCAGAGGAAGUUCGCGAAAAGAAACAGAAAGAAAUGAUAAAGGUUAUUAAUGACAAUAUCUUAUACAAAUUGUACAAUUUCAAUUGUACACAACAACAAGUCGACAAAAGACUUGUUAAAUAUGUUGAAACCCUCAAAACUGAUUUAAUGAAUAUAAUCGAAGCAGGCAAAAAACAAUCAAAAGAUGAUUUGGGGCGUGCGAAAUUGCAGUCGAUAGUAGAAAACACUAAAACGUGUCUCAAAGAUGUUUUUAAAUAUGACUACAAACAACUCGAUCACAGAGUCGUAGAUGACGUGGCAAGCUUGUUUCAGAGUUUCACCAAGAUGUAUUCCUUAGAAGAAAAGAAAAUUGAGAACCACCCUAUUUCAUAUAUUACAUUCUUAGACGAUAUCAAUGCUAACAAAUAUGAAGAUGCACUGAACGCUAUGUACUAUAUACUCCAAGCAUUGGCAUUUGUUUGUGGCCAGAAAGAAGACAUGAAAAUGGCUGAAAGCGUUUGGGUACUUGGAAAGGAACUCUGCAAAUUCAUUGAUGGCAAGAAAAGACAAGAGAUGAUGGCAACUCUUGAAUGUCUUCAUAGUGCCGUCCAUUCUCAAUAA